Messenger RNA from Protopolystoma xenopodis, 363 nucleotides. The record is from the annotation of a GenBank genome assembly. NCBI's taxonomy places the organism in Eukaryota, Metazoa, Platyhelminthes, Monogenea, Polystomatidea, Polystomatidae.
AUGAAUAGUAUUAAGGAGCAGAAUGACUUAAUAAACGGAUCCCAGCUGAGUAUACUUAAUGGGCUUAUCGCCGCAUUUGACAUGGCGAUCAAAUCCGCUUUUCCUGAUCUUUCUGGUCACAAAGUUGUUGUAAUCCCAUCAAUCAUGAAUAAUUUUGGGGAUUAUCAGUGCAAUAAUGCUCUUUCUUUGUCGAAAAAGUUAUUAAAAGAGAAACUGUCUCCUUGCGAUCCAAAGUCUGUUGCAGAGAAAAUCGUAAAAGAGUUGAAACAGACUGAUUUUAUCUCUAAAAUAGAGAUUGCUGAUCCUGGAUUUAUCAAUAUUUGGAUAUCUAAGGAAUUUAUCAUCGAAGAACUCUCAAAGGUG